AAUGAAAAUAAAUUUUUUAUAUAACGUUUUGUCAGAUAUGACUCGUAAGAUAAUAAAUAUUUAUUAACCGCAUACAGGUAUUUUUACUUGAUCAUCUCAGCUUCUGAGAUUCUUCUGCGCAUUUGCUGUUAUCGGCGCUGAUAUUUCGAUAAGGUGUUUUUAUCUCGGCUCGGGAGAAGAUAUAAAUUGCAUAAAUGAUUGGAGCAAUCAGUCUGUGCAUCAAGACUGUAAGUAGCAUUUAAAAAAAGCGUGGAAAAAAUGGAGGAGGGGCCGAUCGUUAGCAUAAGCGAUGGAAAAAUUCAAGGCGCGAAAAGGAGAAGUCUUCUUGGAGUGGACUACUUCGCAUUCAAGGGCAUCCCUUACGCGCAGCCGCCGAUUGGUCCACUGCGCUUUAAGGAUCCACAACCAGUUAGCAAAUGGUCAGGAGUACGGGAUGCAUCGCAACACGCAGGCGACGUAUCGAUGCAGUAUGAAUCGGACGGCUCAAAACCUUGGGGAAUAAUCGGGAGCGAAGAUUGCCUGUAUCUGAACGUGUACACGAAUUCCAUGACCGACCGUAAGCGGCCGGUUAUGUAUUACAUCCACGGCGGAGGCUUCGUCGAGGAUUCAGGAAACGACUGCAUUUAUCGAGAAGAUUACCUCGUCACGAUGGACAUGGUUUUAGUCUCCGUGAACUACAGACUAGGACCCAUGGGUUUCCUCAAUCUCGGACACGAAGUAGCAGCCGGCAAUCAGGGAUUAAGAGAUAUAAUCUGCGGGCUCAACUGGGUGCAGCGGAAUAUCGAGCAAUUCGGCGGCGAUCCAAACAACGUUACGAUUUUCGGGAACAGCAGUGGUUCGAUGACAUGCCACCUGUUCACCUUGUUACCGACCGUUAAAGGUCUAUUCCACAAAGCCAUUUUGCAAAGUGGCUCGAUAUUCUCCACGAGAAAUCUGUUCACGGGAAAAAACGUUAUGAACGGUUUCAAAAUUGCUUCGCUCCUGGGACUGGAUUCGCAAGAUCCGGAGGAGGUGAUUGAAUUCCUUCGCGGCGUCCCUGCGAAGAAGAUCGUCGAACUUCAUGGAAAAAUUUUGUCGAAAUAUGAGAAGACGGUGGAAGGUCAGAUGGAGUAUUCGCCGACUUUUGACGCGCCUUACGUAAAAGAGCCGAUAAUACCGAAGCUACUUCCAGAACUUAUAGAAAACGACGCCGACAUACCGAUAAUGCUGGGACACACGACGAACGAGUCAUUGCUGAGCUUCGCGGGCCAAUUCGACGACGAGGAGAACUUGAAAUUCUACGACGACAACAUCGAGGAAAUAAUGAAGCACAAGCUCAGGCUCCAGGAUCCCAGUAAAUUUCCGGAGAUCAUGAAGAGCCUAAGAGAAUUUUACCUGGACAACAAGCCGAUCAACAAGGAGAACGUCUGGAAUCUGAUAAAUCUGUUGAGCGAUUUCUUCGCCUUCUGCAACCGAAAGACGGUCGAUCUUCGAAACGAGCACGCGAAAGCGCCCACCUACCUCUACAAUUUUUCGUACAUGGGCAACGAGCCCACCAUGUAUCAGUUCGACCAAGGCCCGCAGCCGCUCAAAGGAGUCGCGCACGCCGACGAGCUGUCCUACCUGUUUUACCUGACCUACAUGAAACAAGACGGAGAGCAGUUCCCGCAGGAAGGGACGACCGAUAGACUGGUCGUCGAGCGACUCGUGAGGAUGUGGUACAACUUUGCGGCAACUGGAAAUCCGACUCCCUCGACCGACGAUUGCUACCUCACGACGACUUGGAAAGCUUCUACCAAAGAUAAACUCUACUAUCUCGACAUAGGCGCCGAGCUUGAACUGAAGGACGAAAGAAAUCUGCCCAAUCGCGCGAUUUACGAUAAAUUCGCCAGGAUUUACUUGUUCUAAACGUCGAAAAGAGAAUAAUAAAACCUUUGCUUAGAAAAACAAACAAAAA
Nasonia vitripennis (jewel wasp) is the source of this 1936-nucleotide messenger RNA. RefSeq names its product carboxylesterase clade A, member 1. The record is from RefSeq and is a predicted model, not a curated record. NCBI's taxonomy places the organism in Eukaryota, Metazoa, Arthropoda, Insecta, Hymenoptera, Pteromalidae. The transcript has 8 exons. Bases 259 to 1887 code for a protein of 542 amino acids.